Messenger RNA from Manihot esculenta (cassava), 821 nucleotides. RefSeq names its product NADPH:quinone oxidoreductase. The transcript has 3 exons. Gene Ontology annotation, cellular component: cytosol. NCBI's taxonomy places the organism in Eukaryota, Viridiplantae, Streptophyta, Magnoliopsida, Malpighiales, Euphorbiaceae. The record is from RefSeq and is a predicted model, not a curated record. Gene Ontology annotation, molecular function: FMN binding; oxidoreductase activity. Bases 53 to 631 code for a protein of 192 amino acids.
CAUACAUCAUAUAUUUUGCAUAUUCACCAAUUGAAACCAAAGAAUCAGAGACAUGGCAGGAGCUUUUCCGGUGAUCAAGGUUGCUGCCCUUAGUGGGUCUCUUCGCAAAGCUUCCUUCAGUUCAGGAGUCAUCCGUUCUGCGAUUGAGUUGAGCAAUGAGUGGGUGAAUGGUAUACAAAUUGAGCAGAUAGACAUAUCCGAGUUGCCAUUGCUGAACAGUGAUCUUAUCGUCAAUGGAACUUAUCCACUCGUUGUUGAAGCUUUUCGCCAAAAAAUUGUCGAUGCUGACUGUUUUCUUUUUGUUUCUCCUGAAAACAAUUACUCUUUUAGUGCGCCUUUGAAGAACGCCAUAGACUGGGCCUCUAUACCACCAAACAGUUGGGGAGACAAGGCAGCUGCUAUAGUGAGUGUUGGAGGAGACUUUGGCGGUGGGAGAUCACAGUACCCUCUCCGCCAACUCGGGGUUUUUCUGGAUAUUCACUUCAUAAACAAACCUGAAGUUUUCUUGAAUGUAUUCCAGCCACCGGCAAAGUUUGAUGAUGAUGGGAAUUUGACCGAUGCUGAGGGAAAGGAGAGGUUGAAAGAAAUUCUAGUUGCCCUGCGUGACUUCACCCUGCGACUUCACAAGUAGAGCAGAGGACAAUAUCAUUCAACAAAGAUAUUUGGGCUGAAUAAAUAAAAAUUGUUGUACUGUAUUUUGUUUUCACAUUUUUUAUGUGUUUGUUAUGCAAUGGAAUAAAUAUCAAAGACAAAAAAAUAUCAAUCCGCUCAAACUUAUAACCUUUCAAAAAUAAAAAUAAUAUAUCAGUUGAUUCCUGACA